UCAUUCCUGUGGGAGGAAAAAGUCCUUUAAAAGAUCUGCAGGGGCAGCCGGACUGGAGCGUAUAACUGAAUCAAUCUGAAGCACUGACACCAGCAACAACCCCUCAUUAGAGCAACACAGCAAUUCGGCAGGCCCAACUUCAAAGGUUUGUGGACACAUCCCUUAUUGGUAAACGCUUGUCAGCGUUUCCCAAAGACCAACAGGACAAACAGGAGAAGCUGCUGUCAGGGUUUGUGAGGACACCUGUCCAUUCUCAGUCCCUGUGGGAGCGUUAGUCACUGAUGAAGGACGGGGGUUUCAUCUCUGAUAUCAUGUCGAACCACACCAUUCACGUGGACAGAAGCCGGAAUCAGUGUGCACCCCCUCGGAUGGAGACCAUUGUCCUGAAUGGCUUUGCUGUCAAUCACAGCCAAUCGAGAAUUGCCUGCCCAGAGCCAGACCCUGCUCCCAGGGCAGAGUCCUACAGCCACUGCCCUCCUGAGAGAUGGGUCUGCCGGGAAAUCAGGAUGUCACCCCCACACCCCAGCUGCCAAUCGCAGGACAGGCCUCAGCCCGGACUGGGAAGAUCCCAAACCUUCUCAGUGAAGUCCGUCACCAAUCAGAAGCCUCCGAUCCAUGACGGAGUGCGGCGGACAGUUACAGCUCAGGUAAAACCACACCAUGGUCCCCAUGAGACAACAGGAACCUCAGAGCAAUACUGGAGAACGAUGGAAACCUCGAAACCAACCUGUGCUGAAAACGAUCCCUUAUCUCCGAGCUUAGACGCAACAAUCGAAAACCUCAACAACUUAAUUUUAGAACUGGACCCCACCUUCCAGCCUUUCAGUGCCCUUGAGAAGAAAAGCUACCUCCUGAGCAGCAACGACAGAUACCUGAACAGGACCAGCGAGGAAUCCCCACUGGACGGACACAACCCAGGGAUUCUGAUCUAUGACGAAUGGGAUUCGGGAAGAAUGGGAAGCAGCCAGCACGAUGACAGCACGUCAAUCGAUGAUGAACGCCAAUCAGAUUUGGCGGCACUGUGCAUCCAACCCACUGCCAGCUCAAACAGCAUUCCUUAUGGCAGAAUGCCCAACAUUCCUGGAUGCAACAUGCUUGAUGCUGGACAGGCGCACUCUACUCCUACCUUCCUUCCUCCAUCCCCAAGUUUAUCCACCUCCUCCACUUCCCAAUCCUACGGCGUGUCUCCUGGUGCCCAAGGUAUAAACAUUUUCACCGGUCGACCCACACAAUCUUCACGAGGACCAGCAAUGAUUUCGUCCCAGCAUCCGGAAUACUUGUGCUCAGCUCCAGUCUCCGUCAGCUCCAACUCUCCCCAGUAUGGCUCGCGGCCCAUGCCAGUGCCGGCUUCAAACAGUUACAGUGCUUCCGAUACCAACUCCCUGCCGACUGUACCUGCGCAAUACAGCGUGUCACCCAUAUACACAAGCACCCAGAGAGAAGCAGCCACUUCCUACCUGUCCACAUCUGCAGGUUCUGAUAAUCCACCCAAGACUGACUGCAGCAGUCACACUGAUGGUUCUAUUUCUGUGCUUUCCACCUCACCUGUCUGGGACACAUUGGGCAGUUCCCAUUCAUUGCUGGGUGAUGAAGGAGACACAGGGAGGAUUUGUAGAUCAGCUGGCAGCACAUAUGGAUCAUCGGGAUCGUUUGUUAACCUGCAGAGCCCUUAUUCUGUCUCCCCCAGCUCGUACAAGAGCUCAUUCAGUGACCAACAACUUCAUCAGCUUUCCGGCCAUCCUGUAGGCUACCAGACUAUACCACUCUCCCAGAGGGCAGUGAGCAGCACCACCCAGCAAGCUGCAUGUGGCACCAUGGGGCACAGGCCUUUGGCGCACCAUGGUAAAACAACGCACAAGCUUAAAGAACAUCCCAGCAGCUGCCCAGCAUCUGCUGCCAGCUCCUUUUCUGAUAUCCCGAUCCUCUUGGUGAAUGGAAGCACUCACUACUUGGACCAAGACUCAAACAACUUGAAGAAUCGAAGACUUCAGUCCAGCUCUUCAAGUGCACUCAGCCUCCCACUCAAUACAUGUGCCAGCAUUGGACUCCCAAAGGCUUCAAGCUCCACCUCCCUUGAAGAUCUCCCAUGUGACAUGCAGCCUACAGCUAAAUUUGUACUAGAUACAUCCAAAUAUUGGUACAAACCAAAUCUCAACAGGGAUCAAGCUAUCAAGAUGCUGAAAGAUAAGGAGCCAGGUUCAUUCAUUAUUCGAGAAAGCUCCACAUAUGUUGGCUCAUUCGGAUUGGCAAUGAAAGUACCUGCACCGAAUCUCAGGAAUCCCGAGGAAAACCCAGAUUCUUCCUCUGAGUUGGUGCGCCAUUUCCUGAUUCAAUUCUCCCCGAAAGGAGUGUGUUUGAAAGGGUCUCCCCAGGAGCCCUACUUUGGGAGCCUGUCAGCCCUUGUAUAUCAGCAUUGCAUCUCUGCCAUGAGUUUACCGUGCAAACUACACUUACCAAAGGAAGAAAGUUUAAAUGAUAAGAACGAAGAAAGUAGUCCUGACUCGACAGACAGCAUCACAUCACCUCUGAGAAACCGGGGAACAGUGUGCUCUGUCCUGUAUUUGAACUCCGUGACCAUGGAGUCACUGACCGGACCACAAGCUGUCCUUAAAGCAACAUCCUCCACUCUGGAAAAGGAACCAUUGCCUCAAGCCACCAUCGUCCAGUUCAAAGUGUCGGAACAAGGCAUCACCCUGACAGACAGCAAGAGGAAACUUUUCUUCAGGCGACACUAUCCUGGCAGUUCUGUCAAUCACUGUGGCCUGGACCCCCUGCAAAGGAAAUGGCGCAAGGAUAAUGAACCUUCCAGGAUCUUUGCAUUUGUGGCAAAGAAACAAAGCAGCUCCUCAGAAAAUGUCUGUCACCUGUUUGCGGAGUUUGAGCAGGAUCAUUCUGCACAUUUCAUCAUCAACCAUGUGUCCAAGAUUCUACUGGAGCCACACAGAAUGUGACCAAACAGAGAGGCCCUGGGUCAUUUCAAAGGAUCUUCAUGUGUACCCUGGCUGUGUUGGUACCUUGGCCAUUGUUGCCGAUCUGUGUCACUCAGUCCUGGAGGCUGAUGCACAGGAGUUGAACUGUCUCAUGUCCUCAGUCAAAACUGGGACACAGAUCACAGAUGUCGGAGAGAUUCAUUGAAGGCUUCCAGAAUUCUAGCAGUUGCCUUUUGCUUUUAACAAAUACAGCCAGACGCUGAGGGAGUCACUGAGGGAUCUUUCACUGAGUGCAGGCCUCAGACCCUUUGUGUACCGGAGGCUGUACUGAAACACUUCUCUAUUGCUGCCUCUGUAUCAGUGAGUGGAAAGUGUGCAGUUUUUUUUUACCAGGUCUUUUAUACAGCAAACCACAACAUCUGUUUCCUACAUUGCAGCAUCAACAAUGUAAAAUAUACCAAAUGAAAACUGUUCUACAUCCGACAGCAUUAUCACAUCAACAUAACAUUAGCAAUGUUCCUUCCUUGUUCUGUUGACCCGCUCUGUUCUUUCUUUCCCAGUUCGUCAAAGCUUCACAUUCCCUCUUCACCCAGGAUGGUGAUGAAAUCAAGGUUCAGUCAUUCAUUUGUCUUAACCGUGAAAUUAUUUCUCCUCAUUCUUCAAUCCCUCCCUCCUACAGUCAACAAACAUCAAAACUUCACCUUAACAUUUAUUCAUUCAUGUGAUGUGGGUGUCACUGGCUGGGCCAGCAUUUAUUGCCCAUCCCUAACUGCCCUUGAGAAGGUGGUGGUGAGCUGCCUUCUUGAACCGCUGCAGUCCAUGUGGUGUAGGU
This is a messenger RNA of Carcharodon carcharias (great white shark), 3762 nucleotides long. RefSeq names its product tensin-4-like. The transcript has 15 exons. NCBI's taxonomy places the organism in Eukaryota, Metazoa, Chordata, Chondrichthyes, Lamniformes, Lamnidae. The record is from RefSeq and is a predicted model, not a curated record. Gene Ontology annotation, molecular function: protein binding. Bases 282 to 2951 code for a protein of 889 amino acids.